This is a messenger RNA of Aspergillus glaucus CBS 516.65, 783 nucleotides long. RefSeq names its product HNH endonuclease. The transcript is spliced from 2 exons. The coding region runs from base 1 to 783 and encodes 260 amino acids. NCBI's taxonomy places the organism in Eukaryota, Fungi, Ascomycota, Eurotiomycetes, Eurotiales, Aspergillaceae. The record is from RefSeq and is a predicted model, not a curated record.
AUGAACUCCAACUAUGAAGUCUUCCGCGAUAUUCUGUCCGGCAUUUUAGUCGCGAGGUCCAAUGAAAGGCCUCGCGAGCCCUCAAAGCGCAAAGCAAACAAGGCGCGGAGAAAUAACAAUUCGAGCAGCAAUAAUAAUGUGAAGGCCACGCCCGUCGUCAAAAGAGAACCUAUUCAGAGGGCUAAUCCCGAGGAUUUGGCCGAGUUUGUUGAUUUCCUCGCCUCCGAAAUCUUCACCCACCUCCCCGACACCCUCCAAACCCUUUCCUACAGCACAACCCAACAAGAUCUCUCCCUCCGAACAGACACCUACCCAACCCCCCUCCCAACCCCCCUCAUCGAAACCCUCUCCUCAACCCUCCCAUCCACCGUAACCGAAACCCUCACCGUCUACGGCCUAAUCCCCGACCCCACCGACAUCCCCGAAACCCUCCUCUCCCCACUCCUAAACGAGUACGUCUCCAGCGUAACAGCGGGACCACCAGUUUGGGCAUCGACGCGGACAGACGCAUGCGAGAUCUGUGAACGGGAUUGGAUACCGCUUUCGUAUCACCAUUUGAUUCCGCGGGCUGUGCAUGAGAAGGUGCGCAAGAGAGGGUGGCAUGAGGAGUGGAUGUUGAAUAGUGUUGCGUGGUUGUGUCGGGCGUGUCAUAGUUUUGUGCAUCGGAUGGCGGGGAAUGAGGAGUUGGCGAGGGAGUGGUAUACCGUUGAGAAGAUUUUGGAGAGGGAGGAUGUGCAAGAUUGGGCGAGAUGGGUUAGUAGGAUUCGGUGGAAGAAGACAUGA